AUGACGACCAACAGACAAAUAAUCCUCAAAGAUUAUGUCAAGGGCUUCCCGAAGGAAUCCGACAUGAUCCUCAAAACCUCAGCCAUCGAUUUGAAGGUGCCGGCUGACGGCGGCGCUGCCGUCUUGCUCAAGAAUCUCUAUUUGUCUUGCGACCCCUACAUGCGACUCCGUAUGGGCGGUAUUCACGACAGUUUCUACUACACGUCCUCCUUCACCCCCGGCCAGCCUAUCGUGGGAUUAGGAGUGGGUAGAAUUGUUGAUUCUUCUCACCCAGAAUUCGAGAAGGGAGAGUUGGUCUGGGGCAUGACUAAAUGGGAGGAUUACACCCUUAUUCAAUCUGUCGGCAGCCUUUUCAAGAUUACUAACACGGCCGUGCCACUCUCCUAUUACACCGGAAUUCUUGGGAUGCCGGGAGUUACGGCGUAUUUUGGCUUUUUUGAGUUUUGCGCUCCGAAAGAAGGUGAGUCCGUCUUCAUUUCAGCUGCAUCUGGUGCUGUUGGACAGCUCGUCGGGCAAUUUGCAAAGUCGAAGGGUUGUUAUGUUGUUGGAAGUGCAGGAAGUGAAGAAAAGGUGGAUCUUUUGAAGAAUAAAUUUGAUUUCGAUGAUGCGUUUAACUAUAAAGAAGAAACCGACUUCAAUGUUGCUCUUAAAAGGUGUUUUCCUAAAGGGAUCGAUAUAUAUUUUGAAAAUACUGGAGGUAAAAUGCUCGAUGCAGUUCUUCUUAACAUGAAAAUGAAAGGGCGCAUUGCCGUAUGCGGUAUGAUUUCUCAGUACAAUCGCGAGGAGCCUGAAGGGGUGCGCAACUUGUUUCAAAUGGUCGCCAAAAGAAUCCGAAUGGAAGGAUUUAUUGUUUUUGAUCACUAUCAUAAAUAUAAUGAGUUCUCUGAUAAAGUCCAAUCGCUUCUAAAACAAGGAAAAAUAUCGUACGUGGAAGACAUAACGGAAGGCCUUGAAAAUGCGCCGAGUGCUUUGAUAAAGCUAUUCCAUGGCGCGAAUGUUGGGAAGCAAGUCGUAGCCGUGGCUCGUGAGUAG
Molecule: messenger RNA, 1032 nt
Organism: Andrographis paniculata
Lineage: Eukaryota; Viridiplantae; Streptophyta; Magnoliopsida; Lamiales; Acanthaceae
Product: NADP-dependent alkenal double bond reductase P2-like
Exons: 5
Coding region: 1-1032 (343 amino acids)
Molecular function (GO): 2-alkenal reductase [NAD(P)H] activity
Source: RefSeq, a predicted model, not a curated record